CUGCUAGUUGUGCACCAGCGCAACACUCAGCGGCCACUUGCAAACUUUUGCGUCUUUGAGCUGCAAAACCCGAAAGUGGAGAGGCUCCGUGGGUCCGCGGCAGUGAACGACCGCUGGGUUUCCGUGCGUCGGGAUGUUGGCGGACGUCUGCGGCUUGUCCACGCAGACAGUAACGUGUGGGUCUGGUUCCCGUGGAUUACGCUCCUGAAGAAUAACAACAUACAUGGAGUCUAACCACGCGGUCUAAACAAAGAAGAAUGACCAUGGAUUUUUCGCAGCUGCACACAUAUACGCCGCCACAGUGUGCUCCAGAGAACACCGGCUACACCUACUCUCUCAGUUCCAGCUACUCCACAGCAGCGUUAGAGUUUGAGAAGGAGCACCAGAUUGCUCCCGUGUACGAGUCGCCCAGGAUGUCACGGCGGAGCCUGCGUCUGCAGACCACUGCCGGUCACUAUGGCAACGAGAGCCUGGCCGAUCCCACUCAGAACCACAGCAACAGCAGCAGCUACACCAGCACCAGGAGAGAGACACGGACACAGCGGAGCAAAAAGCAGCAGUCCAACUUACUGUCUCUAUCUCUGAGCCAAGUAGCCACCCCGAGGAAAACCCUCUCCUUCUCAGCUGCUAGCACCCCGGUCAACAACAGUGGCAGCAUUCAGGAAAGCAAUACGGUGUCCGACGCCGCCCUGCACAGCUCCAUCCAGGACCAGUCCCGAAUGAGACGACGCACCAUCACCACAACCACCACCACCACCUCUAUGUCUGUGGGUGGUCAUUGGGGGAAGACCUCCAGCACCGAACACUGCUCAUCAAAAGUAAACGGCGACACCAGCGUUUCAGAGGCGCACGCCUCGCUCGCUAAUGGCUACAUCUGCAAAGACUGCUCUUUGCACUCUCAGGAGACUGACUCGCUUAUCAAACGGUCGUCGCCGUACUCUUCAUCUCAGUCUGCAGAAGCUUCCAUUGACAGCCCUGCCUCCUCGUCUUUAAACUUCACAAGUAUAUACUCCAGAGACACGAGUCGGAGGAACAAGACAGGUGUCCUGAUGUCUGUGUCUAACACGUGUAUACGCUACAGCAAACGGGUCCUGGCCCCCAUCGUGUCCUUAGUCACCCUGGUCUUCAACAAUGUGCUGUGGCUGGGCUCACAGGCCAGGAGCUCUCAAGGAAAAGGUGUUCUUGUUUCGUUGUCGGCCUCAAUGAGACGAGCAGCGUCCUCCGGUGUGACCCGACUGUGGCUGUUUAAGCAGAACACUCUCCACAGGAUGAUGGGCUACAGAGCUAAUGGCUAUGAAGGACAAGCUCACACAAGUUUCUGUGGAAGCAUGAAUGUCAAGGAUCUGGUGACUGAGGAUGCAUCACAUCUUAAUCUCAAUGGUUCCCUGUGUGAUGACUGUAAAGGGAAGCAGUAUUCUGAGACACACUCCAUCCUCCUCAAACAGUCCUCCAGGUCUCGACGCCUUGGGGGGGCGCUGUGGAGCGUCCUAGCUUACUCAGGUUACUGCCUGCUGCAGCCGGGAUACUGUGUGGUGAGAGCGGGCAAAGCUUUGGGUUCAGGGGUCGGGACAGUGGCUCAAAAGUCGCUCUCGCUGUUUUGGAUGCUCCUGGCAACUCCAGGUGAUGACUGUAAAGGGGAGCAGUAUUCUGAGACACACUCCAUCCUCCUCCAACAGUCCUCCAGGUCUCGACGCCUUGGGGGGGCACUGUGGAGCGUCCUAGCUUACGCAGGUUACUGCCUCCUCCAGCCGGGAUACUAUGUGGUGAGAGCGGGCAAAGCUUUGGGUUCAGGAGUCGGGACAGUGGCUCAAAAGUCACUCUCGCUGUUUUGGAUGCUCCUGGCAACUCCAGUGAAGACAGGCAGGGGACUCGUGUGGUUUCUUGCAACAGGAUGGUACCAGCUGGUGUCUGUCAUGUGUCUCCUCAACGUCUUCUUUCUGACACGAUGCCUUCCCAAACUUUGGAAGCUCCUGCUGUUCCUCCUGCCUCUUCUGCUCCUCCUUGCUUUAUGGUGGUGGGGUCCGUCCACUUCUGCCCUACUUGCCUACCUCCCUGCUAUAAACCUCACCGAGUGGCGACGAGUGUCUCCCUUGACUCUCCUGUCUAACUUGGUGCCAGUGUCUGCUCCAGCUCCCGCCUCUGUUCAUACACCAGAGACCCCCCUGCAGCAGACCCCAGCCACCCCAGUCUCACAGGCACCACCGAUCCUUCCACCCAUGGUAGUCUCCUCUGUGGACCUGGAGCGUCUUGAGCGUGUGGAACGCCAGCUUGCUCUGCUAUGGUCGCAAGUCCAGCAGGGGGACCAGAAGCAGGAAGAGCGUCACGGGGACGUCCUGGGUCUCUACAGCACGCUGAGGGAGCACAUACACUCUCAGACCAACAGGGAGAGCCUGGAACUGUGGGUGUCCUCCCUGCUGGAGCAGAGGCUGGGCAUCCUGCGUGGAGAGCUGGAGCAAGAGAACACACACAGGUUGCAGAGUGAAGAGCAGCAGAAACAACAACAAGAGAGUCGGGCAGCGCGACUGGCUGAUUUAGAAUUGCUGCUGAAAGCUCUGGCUGCAAAGACUGAGGAGGUGCAGCAGAAGCAGCAGCAGUUUGAGCACGAGAGGGAGGAGAAGGAGAAAGAGGUUGUCAUUGCUGCGGCACCCACGGCACCUAUCAGCGUGGGAGUAAACCAGGAGGACCACGACGCUUUGCUCGCCGAGGUGCAGAGACUUGAGUUGGAGCUGAGUAAAAUAAGAGGAGACCUGCAGGGUGUUGUGGGAUGCAAGGGCAAGUGUGAGCAGCUGGACAACCUGCGGGAGACGAUCACAGCCCAGGUGUCCUCUCAGGUGCGGAAGGAGUUGCAGGUUCUGUUCUUUGGCAGUGGUGGGUCAGGAGAGGGGCAGGGGGAGGUGCCCGAGUCCCUGAUCUACUGGCUGUCCCAGCGCUACGUGAGCACACCGGACCUGCAGGCCUCACUGGCCGCACUAGAACUGAACAUCCUGAGAAACGUGUCGCUGCAGAUGGAGCUUAGCCGAGCUCAGACCCUGGGCGAAGCAGAGUUUCAAGCUAAGACCAUUGUCAAGACCGUAACCGGGAGUGUCCAGCACACUGUUUCUGCUGAGGGACUGAAAGAAGAGCAAGUGAAUCUGAUUGUCCAGAACGCCUUGAGGCUCUACUCCUAUGACCGAACAGGCCUGGUGGACUACGCCCUGGAAUCUGGUGGUGGCAGUAUCCUCAGUACCCGCUGCUCGGAGACAUACGAGACCAAGACGGCCCUCAUGAGUCUGUUUGGCCUGCCACUCUGGUACUUCUCCCAGUCCCCACGUGUUGUCAUCCAGCCUGAUGUGUACCCAGGUAACUGCUGGGCAUUUAAAGGCUCUCAGGGCUAUCUGGUGAUCCGACUGUCCCUGAGAAUCCUGCCCUCGUCCUUCUGCCUCGAGCACAUCCCCAAGGCCUUGUCUCCAACUGGAAAUAUCACCAGCGCCCCUCGCAACUUCACUGUCUACGGUCUAGAUGAUGAGUACCAAGAGGAAGGGAAGCUGCUGGGACACUACACAUACCAGGAGGAUGGGGAGUCACUGCAAACGUUCCCUGUCAUGGAGCAGAACGACAAAGCCUUCCACAUCAUCGAGGUGCGGGUUCUGUCUAACUGGGGUCACCCGGACUACACCUGCCUUUACCGCUUCAGGGUCCACGGAGAACCUCGGCCUCAGUGAACCAACCACUGCCGUACACACUCAUCAUAUAUGACAUAUCACGCGAUCUGUACAUAGCUCUCGCCGACUUCUUACAAAUGGAGGGGACUUGGUGGCACUUUGUGGACGUUUUUGAAUGAAAGCCAUGAAAACACAAAGGGUCCUGGGUUGAUAAAGGAAUGUGCCCGGACGGAAUCACAAACAUGUUUUUUGAUACUGAAGGAAUCACUGGAGAGUCUGUGUGGAUUGUUUAUGUCGCAGAAGAGGAAUAGAACCAUGGAAGAAGCUAAAAGUUCCAGUCCCCUUUUUGUAAAAGGCUUGUUGCACUGAAUUAGCCUGCGAGGGCACCAAGCUCCACUGAGCAGGCAAAUCCAACCCCCCCCCCCCCCUGCUUGGCACCUUCCACUUCUAAAGGAGGGUGGAUGCUUAAAAUGGGGGAGUCGACUCAUCUCCACUGUUUCCUCACACACUGUGCAUCUCUGUCCGGUUUGGUUUCUGUUGUUAAUUAUCUUUAUUUAACUUUAUUGUCCUGGUAGAAUCAGGAUGCACCUAUUUUUUUUGUGGCGCUGUCCCGGCCCGUUACUCCCUUUGUUGCUGUCAGGUCUCAGCAGUGGCUUUAACUGGACGGCCUGCUGGACUGCACCACACUCACUGUGGGUUUAUACUGGACACGCUAGGUUCACAACAUUCAAGGUUGGCAGCAUGCAUCCACAUAGCCACAAGUAAGAUUUCCUCUUCCUUGAACUGAACAUGCUGCCUAUGGAAAAGCUCUGAAUGUUUUCUCAAGUGGAGGCUUGAUGCUAGUCGUACUUUAACUAAACAGAAACACUAUACUUGACCUCUGACCUGCGCUCUGUGUUGGGAUUAUUAAAGAGGCUCUACACUACGUACAUUUGUCAGAAUAUGUGUAUGGUGAUGGAUGGACUGCAGGAUUGAUGCUAGCAUGCGACUCUCAGAACGAUACUGUUAAACUUUUUACAUGCAUCGUGGAUUUGCAUUAUAGAGUGUGUCCUCUCCCAAAGUUUGAGUCUUGUGCCUGGACCUCAGAUUACAGAUCAAUGUGGAAACCUAAAUAAUGUAACUUCUCCUGUUUGACAAGUGUGAUUUUUUUUUUUUUCUUUUCCGUUUCUAUCCCGAGGAGACUCUGUCCCUCGAGCUCAGUUCUAAACGUCCUCCUCACGCGGGCUCCCUCUAUUCUGAAACCCUGAAGGAAUGUAAUCUGUAUAUUUUGCUGUUGAUAGUUGGUCCUUUUAAAUCUGCUUUUAUCAGUGUUGCUUUAUAAAAAAAUCAUCCUGUCAUUAUCAUUAUUGUAUUACUAUUAUUUCUACUGUUACUCCUUGUGUUGUUUUUUUGUUUUUUUAGGGGGGGAGAAUAGUGUCAGAGAAUGCACUGCAAUAACCUGUUAGAGAAAUAUUUGGCACAGGUCUUCACGAUUUGUUUUUCUUUCUUCAAAUGAGGGUUUGUGUAGUCACCACUUUUGGUCGCAAAUAUGGGGAAGUCUAAAAU
Messenger RNA from Platichthys flesus (European flounder), 5186 nucleotides. RefSeq names its product Sad1 and UNC84 domain containing 1b (gene sun1b). Gene Ontology annotation, biological process: nuclear envelope organization. Gene Ontology annotation, molecular function: protein-membrane adaptor activity. The record is from RefSeq and is a predicted model, not a curated record. Bases 258 to 3701 code for a protein of 1147 amino acids. Gene Ontology annotation, cellular component: nuclear envelope; meiotic nuclear membrane microtubule tethering complex. Lineage: Eukaryota; Metazoa; Chordata; Actinopteri; Pleuronectiformes; Pleuronectidae. The transcript has 25 exons.